Messenger RNA from Mercurialis annua (annual mercury), 1371 nucleotides. RefSeq names its product protein LIKE COV 2-like. The transcript is spliced from 7 exons. Gene Ontology annotation, cellular component: Golgi apparatus. The coding region runs from base 237 to 1025 and encodes 262 amino acids. The record is from RefSeq and is a predicted model, not a curated record. NCBI's taxonomy places the organism in Eukaryota, Viridiplantae, Streptophyta, Magnoliopsida, Malpighiales, Euphorbiaceae.
UUGCUUAGAGUUGCAAAAGAAGUAAUAUCAUUUUCGUAGCAUUUUCUUCGCUUGGUUAAUAAAUAAUGUGUAGCUAAAUAUCCACCAAUAAUCCAUCGCCCACACUGUACUGAGUCUGUACUUCCAUUUCCCUCUUGACUCGCUGUAAACCAAAUCAGAAAGAAAAAGAAGUCGUCUCUCUUAUACUUACUGUAACUAACUAACUAACCAACCGCCUCACUAAUAAAUAUAAAUCAAUGGCGGAAGAGAAGGAUGAAUCAACUUCAAUUCCACUCAGCCGUCCCGAAAAUGUCGCCGGAGAUCCCGAGGAUCCUGCUAAAUCUCCUCUUUCCUCCUCCUCUUCCUCCUCCAAUUCCUCCACGCGCGAGGCUUGCUGUUUCUUUCUCCAAAGUUGGGUGUCCAAGAAGUUUAUGACUGGCUGUGUUGUACUUUUCCCUAUUGCUGUGACAUUCUUUAUUACAUGGUGGCUUAUUCAGUUCUUUGAUGGUUUCUUUAGUCCAAUUUAUGAACGACUUGGCAUUGACGUAUUCGGACUUGGAUUUGUGACAUCUCUGGUAUUUGUGUUCUUUGUUGGCGUUUUUGUUUCCUCAUGGAUUGGCUCCUCAGUUUUCUGGCUAGGGGAAUGGUUCAUUAAGCGAAUGCCGUUUGUCAAACAUCUAUAUUCAGCUUCCAAACAAAUUAGUGCUGCAAUUUCUCCAGAUCAGAAUACCACAGCCUUCAAAGAGGUUGCAAUUAUUCGUCAUCCUCGUGUUGGGGAAUAUGCAUUUGGUUUUAUAACAUCAACUGUCAUCCUUCAGAAAGAGAAUGAAGAUGAAGAGUUGUGUAGUGUUUUUGUCCCAACGAACCAUCUUUACAUUGGUGAUAUUUUCCUUCUGAACUCCAAGGACAUCAUAAGACCAAAUCUUUCAAUCCGAGAAGGCAUAGAGAUUAUUGUGUCCGGAGGGAUGACAAUGCCACAAGUAAUAACGCCUCUGGAGCGGGUUGCUCGACAAAACGAAAGAAUUCCUUUGAACAGGAUUGUAUAAUGGCAUAGAAUAAGUAACUCCUUGGUUUCUCGACAGUCCCACCGGUAAUAUGGAAGUGAAACAUUGGACACGAGCCUCACAGAUUGAUCGAUAGGCUGUAUAGCAGAGAGGCUGAUAAAACAUGAAAGCUUUACAACUCACCUGGAAUUAUUAUUGUAUACGUAGGUAGUUGGAGCAUGAAGUAUCAAGUUGUAUGUGGGUAAACAGACAUUUGUUGUACCUCUUGAAUCUCGAUUAUUGUAUGAUGUACAUUCUCACCCUCAUCAAAGUUCUUAUUCAUGAAUGCUUCUGGUAGUUUUCUAAACUCUAUUAUUAACAGGUGUAUCAAUCUUAUCAAAUUUUGUUC